UCUCUGUCCUCAGUGUUUAAGAGUUCUGUUUCUCUCUGUAAUUGUUUCCUUGUGCAGCUCCUGGCUCCAGCGGUCGACUGGUUGGAUUUCCUGUUGUCCUCACUGUCUCCUCUGGAGCUGAACGACACAGAAGCCGUGGUCCUGUAUGCCAAAGAGUACCUGCAGCAGGUGUCAGACCUCAUUAACAAGACGGACCGCAGUCUGUUGAAUAACUACAUGAUGUGGACCCUGGUUCAGAAGAGUGUGGCCAGUCUGGACCAGCGUUUUGAGAACGCUCAGGACAAACUGCUGGAGAGUCUCUUAGGAACCAAGAAGCAAAAGUCCUGCACCCCCCGCUGGCAGACCUGUAUAGUGAACACCGAUGACACGCUGGGCUUUGCCCUGGGAGCCCUCUUUGUGAAGGCAACAUUCGACAAACACAGCAAAGACGUGGCUGAGGAGAUGAUCAACGAGAUCCGCUCAGAGUUUAAAAAAUCUCUGGACAAAUUGAGCUGGAUGGAUGACCAAACUAGACAAGCUGCAAAAGACAAGGCAGAUGCAAUCUAUGACAUGAUUGGAUUCCCAGAGUUCAUCCUGGAUCCCAAAGAGCUGGAUGACGUUUAUGACGGGUAUGACGUGUCAGAUGACAGCUUCUUCCAGAACAUGUUGAACUUCUACAACUUCUCUGCCCGAGUGAUGGCCGACCAGCUGAGGAAGUCACCCAACAAAGACCAGUGGAGUAUGACGCCCCCUACAGUUAACGCCUACUACAUGCCCACCAAGAAUGGGAUCGUCUUCCCUGCUGGGAUUCUACAGGCUCCUUUCUAUGCCCACAACCACCCAAAGGUGUUAAACUUUGGUGGUAUCGGGGUGGUGAUGGGCCACGAGCUUACUCACGCCUUUGACGAUCAGGGUCGAGAAUAUGAUAAAGAAGGGAACUUGAGGCCAUGGUGGCAAAACACAUCUGUGGAGGCCUUUCGUCUGAGGACCGAGUGUAUGGUGGACCAGUACAGCAACUACACUGUUAACGGAGAACACGUUAAUGGAAAACAGACACUUGGAGAAAACAUCGCUGACAACGGAGGAUUAAAGGCUGCAUACCAUGCCUAUCAGUCAUGGGUCAAGAAGAAUGGAGAGGAAAAGAGACUUCCUGCUGUAAACCUGACCAGUGACCAGCUCUUCUUUGUUGGAUUUGCACAGGUGUGGUGUUCAGUGCGAACACCAGAGAGUGCUCAUGAGAGCCUGGUGACUGACACUCACAGCCCCCCCAGAUUCAGAGUCAUCGGAACUCUUGCUAACUCUCCAGAGUUUAGCCUACACUUCAACUGUCCCACGAGGACGCCCAUGAACCCUGGGAGGCGCUGUGAGGUCUGGUAAACAGACUGGAGGGUGGUGUUGGUGGUGUUGGUGGUGGAGGGUUUCCGGGAAUCCGUUACUGAUUAGCAGGUUAUUUAUCAGGACUUGAUCAAGGUAAUACACUGUGGAUGUCACGCUGAAAUUCAGAGACGUGAAGGACUGACGAUGAUGACGAUGAUGACUCUGAUGACGAGGAAGCAACGUGCCAUAAAGUUUCUCAUUUCUGCUUCAUCACUGUUGUUGAUUAUGGGUAGUGUGUGUGUGUGUGUGUGUGUGUGUGUGUCUGCGUGCUGCUAUCACCUGAAUGUCACUGUAACACUGUCGCUGUCGCUCUUUCUCUCUCUUUGGAAUGACAUCACUGUGAUGAAACCAUUAGGUCAUGUGUUUCACAGCGAUGUAAAACUUCUGAGUAACAGAAAAUGUGACCUACAGUGAAGUGGAGGUCUGUGUUCAUUUUUGCCACUAAAUGACAAAAUUUCUCUCAGUGAAAUUGCUUUUGUUUUUUAUUUAUAAACACAGUCAUAACAGAGUUAUAGUUAAUUCUUGUCCAAUGAAAAACCAGCUCUUCUGCUGCUGUGUGCCUUGUUUCAUGUUGUUCAUUUAGUAAAAUCUACCAUCACUUUCAAAUGUUCAAGACAUAGACAGGUCGAUCCGGAGGCAUAGGUUGUGAUGUUCUACCAUUUGUGUUUCACUGCUCAUUUUAUUGUAUUUUCAUUUAUUUUGACAAAGUGAAAACUGUUUCUAAUCUUUCCAUUACAGUUGCCUAUGUGUGAUAUUUUAACCAAUGCAGCAGGCAGGUCUUAACAACCAUCACAGUUGAGACCCAUAGGGAACAUGUCAAGAGAAAGGCAUCUGUACCACAGCUCAAAUUUAGAGUUCCUCAACCACUGGGCCGCGGGCCAGUACCAAGCCGGUAGUCAUUUUACACCUGGAUGCAAAGAAAAAUAAUCAACCUAUUUUUCAUGUUGUUAAUUUAUCACAAACUAUGUUUCAUUUUGAAAAUGACCAGAUUGUUUCCUGGUCAAAAUAUCAGUUGGAACAUGUGAAGAGUCUUUUCAAAAUAAAAGUAUUUCCAAAAAGAGAAAGGUCACAGAGGAAAAAGUAGAGCAGCCUUCAGCUUCAAAAUAAAAGAAUGUUCUACUCUAAUAAUCUUUAUAUUUGUUCAAAUGACAUUUGUUUCAUUUAUUUUAUUUUGUCCUGUAUUUUUCUGCACUUUGACAACUGUUCUGAGAAAAUAUAGUCUUAACAAGAACCUGGUCUGUGUUGAGAAAAAGUGUUUUUUCAUCUAAUUUGUUAGAUUUCAUGACUUGAGCAAAACUCAGAUGAAAUUAAAUUAUAUUGACUGUCCACAGACUGAAUAAUGUUUUCUGUUACUCAGAUGGUCCAUUACACUGUAAACCAAAACAUUCCACCAAGUAAGCUCUUUAUUCAUUUAGUCUAGCAUUCUUGUGAAAAGUACCAUUACAGAUCCUCCUCUCAGUUUAUCAAUGUGACGAUGCACUUAAAGUGUUCUUCAGGUCAGGAAAUCACAGAAAUACAACCAAAACUAAUAAAAGAUUUUUUGGGCCAGUAACUGCUCUAAACUUUCUUAUCAUGCUGCUCAUAGAAUCAUCAUUUUCUCCCUAUUGGAGAUCAUGAAAAUAUAGACCUAUUUUACAAUUAGUAUUGUACUGAUAAAGGUAAAAUAAUGUUAAAUUAUUUUCAGUUUAAUAAUGAACCUGCAAGUCUCAAAAAUGUCUUGCCGAUUACAAAGCUUGUGUUGAAUUUGAAGAUUGUCUUCAGUCACUUAUUACCAUGAUAACCUGCAGUUAAUAACACAGCGCCCUCUUUGGUAAAGAACAAGAACAGGCCUUAAAGAAAUUCAGAUUACACGAGAGAAUUUGGAAACGUUGCCUUAAAUUUAAGACUAAGCCUUAAAAAUGAAGCAAGUUUUAGUUGCAGGCAUCACCUGUCAGGUCGGUCAAGUCCAGUCAGGCUUUUGUUUUGUUUACAGUGA
Messenger RNA from Cynoglossus semilaevis (tongue sole), 3331 nucleotides. RefSeq names its product endothelin converting enzyme 2b (gene ece2b). The record is from RefSeq and is a predicted model, not a curated record. Gene Ontology annotation, biological process: protein processing. The transcript is spliced from 12 exons. Lineage: Eukaryota; Metazoa; Chordata; Actinopteri; Pleuronectiformes; Cynoglossidae. The annotation marks the transcript as partial. Gene Ontology annotation, molecular function: metalloendopeptidase activity. Gene Ontology annotation, cellular component: plasma membrane.